AUGACACAAGAGCCGGCCCAGAAAGACAAUGGUUCGACACUUACGUUUGGCUUGGAAGUGGAGUUAUUUUCUGCGUUGAAAAACAACCGGUUCAACCGGUUCACCCAUUUCAGUCUUGCAAGUCUUCUAGGGACUCGCCUUCGACGAACUCCGCUGAAUGGACCUGAAGGAGGCGGUGCCGAAAUUAGAGUAGAGGACGAAGAUUAUGAUCCAGACUGCGAAGAUGGGCUUGACUAUUCGUGUUGGAAUUUAACCACAGAUGACGUCGCUGUGCCAAAUCAUCCGGAGUGGUUCGAAGGCUAUGAAUCACAAUCCCUCGAGGUGAUAUCACCUCCUUAUCGCAUGUCUUCCAUUUUCUGGGAACGAGAUCUGCAGCGCGUUUUCACUUUACAGACAUUCCGAUAUAAUCCUAUUCCCUGGAGAGAGCUUCAGAUGUACUGUGAACAAAACAGCAGCACCAGUGUUCAUAUACAUAUUGGAAAUGGAACUGACGCGGAUGCUGCUUUUCCGUUCCAUACAGUCCGCAGUCUUGCCAUGAUAUUACUGGUAUAUGAGAUAGAAAUUGAUAAGCUUUUUGAGAGUGCAACCACGAUGCAGUCAAGGCCUGAGAAGGUGGUUCGCUGCAUAUCAUCUGCCAGCAGCCCCUUCUUCAAACAUCUUCCAGCACGCUCAACAAGACCUGACUUAGCCCUGCACUUACUGAAUAAUUGCACUGAUAUCGAGGCCAUUAUUGAUGCGAUGAAUCCCGACGGCUUCACCUUCACUACCCCAAGCGAAGUUGCGUUUUUCAAAUACAACUUCACCCCUCUGCUUGACUCCGUGCACCCAACACCCGUUACCAAUAUCGGCGGUAAUUGUAAAAGGAUUCCCAAGCGAAAACCCCCAACUGUGGAGUUUCGUUACCUUCCUGGCACUUUAGACCCAGAUACGAUGACUCAUUGGAUCAGGUUUUUGGGCUCUUUGGUCGAAUUUGCUGGAAAAAUUGGGCCACAGGCUUUGGUAGAAUUCCUGGGGCUUGACCAAUGCGGCAAAUCGGCUUCAGAUUCUCUAUUUUCUCUUUCUGCCUUUUCCAUGUUAUCUGGCCUCCAGCCCGUUGGUGGGUUUGCUCGCCUUUUAACUGCGAUGGAAUCGGCACAUAUUCCUCUCGAUCCUGACACCACACGAUUUUGGCGCCGGAAAAUCGAAAAGAGCCCGUGUUAA
Molecule: messenger RNA, 1200 nt
Organism: Ophidiomyces ophidiicola
Lineage: Eukaryota; Fungi; Ascomycota; Eurotiomycetes; Onygenales; Onygenaceae
Exons: 3
Coding region: 1-1200 (399 amino acids)
Source: RefSeq, a predicted model, not a curated record